Ostreococcus tauri is the source of this 960-nucleotide messenger RNA. Its product is annotated as Regulator of nonsense-mediated decay, UPF3. The coding region runs from base 1 to 960 and encodes 319 amino acids. Gene Ontology annotation, biological process: positive regulation of translation; nuclear-transcribed mRNA catabolic process, nonsense-mediated decay. The record is from RefSeq and is a predicted model, not a curated record. Lineage: Eukaryota; Viridiplantae; Chlorophyta; Mamiellophyceae; Mamiellales; Bathycoccaceae. Gene Ontology annotation, molecular function: mRNA binding. Gene Ontology annotation, cellular component: cytoplasm; nucleolus. The transcript has a single exon.
AUGGACGCCCGCGACGCCGCGCGCGCCGGGCGCGGACGCGGACGCGGCCGAGGACGCCGCGCGCGGUCGGCGACCCCGCGCGCGUCCGCGCUCGACGACGCGAUCGCGGCGGGAUGGACGAAGAUCGUCAUCCGUCCACUCCCGAGCCGUCUCGCGCGCGAGGCGUUCGAACGCACGCUCGCGCGCGAUGGAUUCGACCCACCGAGCGCGUUCUUUGACUGGGUGGGGUAUCGCACGGUAGGGCGUGGGGGGGUGGAUGGGCGUGGGACGGCGCGAAGGAUGCGCGCGCGGUCGAUCGCGUACGUCGCGUGUAAGACGACGGAGAUCGCGAAGCGGGUGAGAGAUCGGUACCACGGGGCGACGUUUCGCGUGCGCGCGCGUGAUUCGGAGGGACGGGUGAUCGAGGGGGAGGAUGGCGUGGAGGAGACGCGGGCGACGGUGGAGCGGGCGCCGAGUCAGUGGACGCCGAGGACGUUCGGGGAACGGUACGCGUCGACGAGCGGCGAGACGAACGCGGUGAACGCGUUGGAGGGAACGAUCGAGAGCGAUGCGGAGUAUUUGAAGUUUGUGAGCGAGCUCGAGAGCGAGCGGACGCGGACGCGCACCACGGGGGCGGUGGCGCCCAAGCAAGAGUCUGCGCGACGGAAAUCCACCGCCCUCUUGGAGUACAUUUGGAAGAAGCGGGCGGCGGAGGAGCGCGCGAGUAAGCGAGCGGCGAACGGCGGGAAGGGCGCGUCGAAGACGAAGAAGACCAAGCAAAGGGGCGACGCGGACGCUGGGGAAAACAAGAGCGACAAGCAACUUCUGGACGCGGCGCCGAAACGGAGAAACAAACAGAAAUCAAAGAAAUCUUCACAGGCGAACGGCACCGCCGCCGCCCCCGUCGCACCCGGCGGGAAGAAGACCGCGCGGACCGACGACAAACGCAUACCCGUCCCGAAGGCGUCACUCGAGCGUUAG